Messenger RNA from Astrephomene gubernaculifera, 3925 nucleotides. Lineage: Eukaryota; Viridiplantae; Chlorophyta; Chlorophyceae; Chlamydomonadales; Astrephomenaceae. The record is from the annotation of a GenBank genome assembly.
CAAAAACCCACCUUGCAUACAGUGCGAACUCCUAUCGACGUGCUCGUCUUGGCCUUCAAAAUCCUGUUGAAGCUGGGUUAAAGACUCUUGACAUCCCGCCUUGAUAAGCCCGCAAAGCCUCCGACGGCAGCAGAUCUAUAAGGCUCAAUUAAUACACGGACGAUGGCUGACGGUCGCUUGAAUGCUUCGCUAGACCAACUUAUUGUGGAGCAAGGCUAUGGGAAGGCUCCACGUGUGGGCGGUCCUCCCGGCUCGUCAGGUCAGCGGAUGCAGCCUUAUGGCGGACGUGGUAGUGGUAGCAGGAGCGGCCUUGGCACCACGACUCGCAUCAGCGAGACUUUAGAUGACACGGCAACGCCACAAAACGCCAUCAAAGUUGGCGGAAACCAGGACGCAAAGGACAUAGCCCAGCGCAUCUGCGACUCCUGUCGCGUGGGCGAGCCCCCGGCGUUGCUUACUAUCGGCGGGCAGUCCAUUAACCAGGCUGUGAAAGCGAUAGCCAUCGCACGGGCGGAUCUGAGCAAGGAGGGCCUGCAGCUAAGCUUCCAGCCAGCCUUCCGGCACACGGACCGGACAAAGCCCCUCAUCGCCUUCUACAUUGCUAAGGACCGCACGACACGGCAACAGACGACGCAUGGGGACGACGUGGUGCUCACCGUCGCGUCGCAAUCUAAAAUCGUGCCCGUGGCCGGCGCCAUUGCCGGCAAAAUACGCGAGAACCUAAAAACCUCACUGCUGGCAAUCGGUGUCGACGCCGUCACCAACGCAGUGCUGGCGGUAGGCAAUGCACGCCUUUUCCUGGAGCAAGACAACUACGACAUCCGUGUAGAGCCGGAGUUUGCAAAGGUCGAUAAGAACGGCCAGCAGAUGACGUCCAUGAGGCUGUCGCUUGUGGCAGAGGCGUUGUAGCGUGGCUGGGGUGGCUGGCUGGAUGCGUAGGAUACGGUUAUAGCAGGAUCUAGGACAGGUGUUCAGCUUUCAGAACCGUGCAGCUUUCCACGAGGGUUACGCCGCAUGCAUUGGACAUGUACUGGCGGCAUAAGUGUGUCAUGGUACUUAACGUGCCUUGGUGUUGUGUGGGAGACCAACGAACGUGAGCACAGAUUCUAAGGAGGCCUGUAAUGGCCAUGCAUCUCGGAAUGCAAUACGGGAACUGGUUAGGUGUGUGGCCGUUUAUAAGACACCAUACUAGUAAUCUUGGUGUUAAAUGUGUGAGACGUGGGCGGAACAGAUGCUGCUGUUCCACGUUUACCGUGUAAGGGUAAGGAAAGGAACUUGCUUUGGUACGGCAGGGGGAUAACACGUCGUACGCCGUUGACGCUGUGACUUUGUUGGUGUAGUUUGUGGGUUUUGGACCAUACUUCCAGGAGACUCGACUGCGUGCGUCCUUUUGCGGCCACAUUUUAUCGUUGUCGCUUCUGGAUGUCAAUGGCUGAAGGAAGCUAUUCUGGACGCGUGCGUCAGGCCGACACUUAUCAUUUCCUUUGGUUUGUACUUCUCAGUCUGCAUGGCAGUUAGAUGCUGGGUUGGGCUUGGAAGGACGUGGCGUUCAUCUCGCGGCUUGUACGUUGUGUGAACGUAUUGCGUGUGCGCCGGAGUAUGGGUCCAACUACGUUGGUAAAGCAGCGCAUGAGUUGUUUUGGAGGUUGCAACCGCCCUGCAGCGCUCUGCAGAUAUCCAGCUUCACACAGCUUUAACACUUUUCUCGCCAUGCACCGCCAGCUUUCGCUGACAGGGCUGCUAAAUUGUUGAAGCCCAAUAUCCCGGCCCUUGGGUCCAGAACGCGGCAGAGGAUACAGGGCGCUAUAUUACGGAUUGGCCAGUGACAUACCCUUGCAACGUUUCUUUCUAGUCGCAGCUGGACCACAACCAAACGCUGCCCGUUGCAGCUUUUCCUUACAUUAUCUAUCGCAUUGCAUUGUGCCUUACGGCGGUAGGUUUUAACUAAAUCGCCCUAGGGUGAGCUUUUCAGUCGGCACUCGGAAGGCUGCGACGCCUGCCAUUGGCCGUUUUUGUACGAACGACGGUUUCCUGCUAAGACCAAUGUCGUAUGCCAACCUCGAGUCGUGCUGUCGAGCGCGUUGACUGCUGAACAGCGAGGUUCAAUACCCUUCAUAGGUGGCUUGAGCUUACGACGAUUAUACACUUGUAAGAGACGUUAAGUUGGCUACGCAUCGAGACGUGCGAAAGAUGGGUGACCGAGAGCGCGGUUCGGCAGAGGAGAAAACAGCUCUACUCGCUGGCACAAAAGACGUAGAAGCUAGUAGCCAGACCUCAGCAACUGGCGCGGGAAAGCCCAUUGCGUUUGGAUUGGGCGUGACAGGACUCGUCAUCAUCUACUAUGCGCUCUGCAGCUCAACAAUGCUUGUGAUUAACAAGGUGGCAAUCUACAACUUGCCUUGCCCAAUAUUCCUCCUCUGCGUCCAAUUGUUCUCGUCCGCACUAGUUGUCUGGGUUGGAAACAAAGCUGGUGCUGUCCAAGCGGACUCCAUUGAUUGGCCGAAGCUCAAGAAGUUUAUCUGGGUGGUCCUCGGUUUCCUCGGCACCAUUUUUGCCAACAUCAAGGUCCUGCAGCACGCCAACGUUGAGACGUUCAUUACGUUCCGCUCUUCUACCCCACUGGUGUUGUCCCUGUGCGACUACCUCUUCCUGGGCCGGGCGCUUCCCUCCGCGCGGUCCUGGGCGAGCCUGCUCGUGCUGCUGGGCGGCAGUGUGGGCUAUGUCAUGGUUGACAGCGACUUCCACGUCGAUGCAUACUACUGGCUUAUGCUGUGGUACGUGUUCUUUACCUUCGACACCGUGUACGUGAAGCACAUGUGCGACACCGUCAAGAUGACCAACUGGAGCCGCGUCUACUACACCAACGCCCUUGCGCUGGUUCCGCUGCUCUGUGCGCUGCCCAUGACCGGCGAGCACCUGAAGCUGGCCGCCAUCGACUGGACGCCCGCCGUGCUGAUGCCGCUGGUGCUGUCCUGCCUGAUGGGCGUGUGCAUGUCGCACAGCGCGUACCUGCUGCGAGACACGGUGUCCGCGACGCUGUUUACGAUUGUGGGCAUCCUGUGCAAGAUCAUCACGGUGGUGAUCAACGUGCUGAUCUGGGACAAGCACGCCACGCCGACGGGCAUCGCGUUCUUGCUCGUGUGCGUGCUUGCGGGAACGUUCUACGAGCAGUCGCCUCGGCGGACUUAGACGGAAGGCGGUCACCACAAACAUCUAGCUGAGUGCGUCUUGGCUCAUCUGUUUUACAUCCCAGUAGUUUUUUCUAUCCUGGGAGUUAGGCCUUCUGUGCUCAAGAGCAGUAGUAGUAGCAUAACAAAAGGGACUCGUGGGUUCCACGUGAACGCAUUUGCAGCAGCAGUCCGCUAGGAGAGCUGUGAUCCUGUCUUUUCUUUUGCGUUGCCGUAUGCUUGUUUGAUGGCUUGGUGUCGGUUCCCGGUUAUGGAGCUUGUGAUCUGUGGACAAAGCCAAUCUCUUAGUUUUCUUGCAUGCGUACGGGUGACACAGGCAGCCGAGGUACGGUUUGCAUCGUGGCUAUAGUCGGUGUGUUGUUCAUUCAAGCAUGACUCCUGUUGCAUCCUCUGUUUUUGGUCUGGUGCCUUCUGCACAUAGUCUACUGAUGCACAUAGCCAGGUUUGCUGGGGCAAGAUGCUUGCUGCUCGACCUUGGUGAUCAUUGAACUCUUUAAACCGCAUUGCGUUGGGGUGAUGGUUCUAUGGUUAGGGCAACGCAGUCAAUGCAGUGUCUAGGCGGUGGUUAACUACGGUUCCACUCUAGGGUAGGGCAGUACACGCCCAUGUAACCACAUAUAAACAGAAUAACGGUACCUACCUCGCAUUGCAGGAGACUAAUGCCAGGCAACAGGGGAUGCACAGCUGCUGAUCCAAUGCAGACUAAUCCCGACGGCAAGUUACAUGCACAACAUGAC